AUGACUGUCCCUGGGCCUUCCAGGCGUCGAGGCUUUAGACUGUGUUUUUGCCUGACGCUGCGUUACUUGUUGCUGCCUCUGUAUUUUCUUGACGCUCUGGCCAAUAAACUUAACGUGCCAAGGGUGUUGCUACCCUUCGGCCGGGAGCUGGGCCGCGUAUCCUUCCUAUUGGAAGCACAGCGGGGAUGCUAUACUUGGCAUUCCACCCAUCAUGAUGCAGUUACUGUUGAACCUUUAUAUGAAAAUGACACCUUGUGUUCCCAAAAAGCUGUACUCAUUGCCGAAUCUACCCAACCGAUACGCCUCAGCAGUAUUAUUCUUGCUCGCGAGAUAGUAACUGACCAUGAACUGCGUUGUGAUGUUAAGGUUGACAUAAUACACAGAAUUGAAAUUGUAUCUCGAACCCGGGAACUCUACAUAGAUGAUUCGCCACUGGAACUGAUGGUGAGAGCCUUGGAUGAAGAAGGAAAUACUUUUAGUAGUUUGGCAGGGAUGAUGUUUGAAUGGAGCAUUGCCCCGGAUAGUGAGUCAGCAAGAGGAGAACUGUCAAGCAAAAUUAGGAUUCUGAAAUACUCUGAGGCAGAAUAUUCUCCUCCAAGGCAUAUAGCUGAGCUGGAAGAAAUAGAGAAACGUGGUGAUAUGAUUUUGGUAUCUGGUAUUAGAACUGGUGCUGCUGUUGUAAAAGUUCGAAUUUGUGAAUCAUUCUAUAAGAAAGUGGCAGCUGCAUUGAUACGUCUACUUGUUUUGGAGAAUAUAUUUCUUAUACCAUCUCAUGACAUCUAUCUCUUAGUAGGAGCAUAUAUUAAAUACCGAGUUGCAAAAAUGGUUCAGGGAAGAAUGACAGAAGUGCAGUUUCCCCUGGAACAUUAUACACUGGAAUUGCAAGACCAUAGAGUUGCAUGUAAUCAAUCUCUUUCUGAGAAAGUGGCUUUACUUGAUGAGAAAACAGCCGUGGUGACUGCAGUCCAACUGGGUCAAAUUAAUCUUGUGUUCGUCCAUAAAAAUGUCCACAUGCGAUCUGUGUCCAGACUCCCAAACUGCACCAUAUAUGUUGUAGAGCCUGGAUUUUUAGGUUUCACUGUCCAUCCUGGAGAUAGAUGGAGUCUUGAGGUGGGACAAGAGUAUGCCAUUACAGUUGACGUGUUUGAUAAAAGCAGCACAAAGACCUACCUUUCAGAUAAUCUCAGGAUUACUCAUGAGUUUCCAAAGGAGUACUUUGAAGAGCAACUAUCCACAAUUAACGGAUCAUAUCAUGUUGUAAAAGCUCUAAAGGAUGGUGUUGCAGUAAUACAUGCAUCUUUGACUUCUAUCAUUCACCAGAAUAAAACUGGUCAGACUAUAGGACUUCCAAUUAAACAGCAGCAAGAAGUAAAGAUUUAUCUUCCUAUCAAUCUUACACCCAAAUUUUUGGCAUUUCCUUAUCAUCCUGUUGGAAUAUAUCAUUAUAAAGUGCAGGUGGAGGGCGGGAGUGGCAACUUCACUUGGACCUCUUCCAAUGAAACGGUGGUCCUGGUAACCACUAAAGGAGUGGUGACUGCAGGUCAGAUCAUGGGGAACAGCACUGUUUUGGCCAGAGAUGUACAAAAUCCUUUUCGAUAUGGAGAAAUUAAGAUAUAUGUCCUGAAACUGAACAAAAUGGAGUUGCUACCAUUUCAUGCUGAUGUGAAGAUUGGUCAGAGUAUAGAAAUCCCCAUUGCAAUGUACCAUGUAAAUCAAGAGACCAAAGAAACCAUUACAUUCACAGACUGCUCUCAUAUAUCUUUGGAUUUGAAGAUGGAUAAACAAGGAGUAUUUAUUCUUCUCAAAGAAGAUUCUCAAAAACCUGGGCCAAUGCACUGUUCUAGCAUAUCUAUAGAAGCCAAAUCCCUAGGCCACACCCUGGUGACGGUGAGCGUGACUGAGAGUGACGAGUACUUGGAGAACAGCGCUACAUUUGCUGCUUAUGAACCUCUGAAGGCUCUAAAUCCUACAGAAGUCGCCUUGGUGACAUGGAAGUCUGUGAAAGAAAUGGUAUUUGAAGGAGGCCCCCAUCCAUGGAUCUUGGAGCCUUCUCGGUUCUUUUUGGAGUUGAGUGUGGAGAACACAGAGAUGAUUAGUAUAACACAAGUUCGACUGCCAGCAAAGAGGAAACAGAACCAAUACGUCUAUCGAGGCCUAUGCCUGGAUUUAGGGGAGCAGGUUCUGACAUUCCAAGUUGGAAAUCACCCAGGUGUCCUGAACCCUCGUCCGGCUGUAGAGGUCGUGCAGGUGCGCUUCAUAUGUGCCCACCCCGCCAGCAUGUCACUGAGCCCAGUGUACAAGGUGCCAGCUGGCGCGCAGUCAUGUCCUUUACCACAGCACAACAAACAACUGAUUCCAGUGUCAAGCCUAAGAGACACAGUCCUAGAGCUGACUGUGUUUGAUCAACACAGGAGAAAGUUUGAUAAUUUCAGUUCAUUGAUUCUAGAGUGGAAAUCCUCUAAUGAAACACUAGCCUAUUUCGAAGAUUAUAUGUCAGUGGAAAUGGUAGCAAAGGAUGAUGGCAGUGGGCAGACUCGGCUACAUGGUCAUCAGAUCCUUAAAGUACAUCAAAUAAAAGGAACUGUGCUCAUUGGAGUCAAUUUUGUGGAUUAUUCAGAGUCUGAAAGUCCAAAAGAACUUUCCAAUGUGCCCAGAUCUGCAACUGUGGAGCUGCUCCUGGUGGACGAUGUUACUAUAUUGCCAGAGAAUUCCACUAUCUAUAACCACCCUGAUGUGAAGGAGAUAUUUAAGCUGACAGAAGGGUCUGGUUAUUUUCUAGUCAAUGGCAGUGAGCAGGAUAUCGUCACCAUCACUCACCUGGAGACAGAAACCUCUGUCCAGUUGGUUCCAGUACGUCCUGGUUUUAUUACUUUGGAGGUGUAUGAUCUGUGCUUGGCUUUCUUGGGUCCAGCCAUGGCCCACAUCAGGGUGUCAGACAUGCAAGAGCUGGAGCUUGAUAUGAUUGAUAAGGUUGAGAUAGGUAAGACUGUCUUAGUGACUGUGAGAGUUCUUGAUUCUUCCAAAAACCCAUUUCAGAAUAAAUACUUUAGAAAUAUGGAACUCAAACUGCAGUUAGCAUCUGCCAUUGUGACCCUGACGCUCAUAGAAGAACAAGAUGAGUAUUCUGAGAAUUAUGUUCUUCGAGCUGUCACCAUUGGACAAACUACACUUGUGGCUAUUGCCAAGGACAAGAUGGGGAGAAAAUUCACGUCAACUCCUCGGCAAAUUGAAGUGUUUCCUCCAUUCAGACUUGUUCCAGGGAAAAUUACUCUGAUUCCAACUAAUAUGAUGCAGGUUAUGUCCGAAGGUGGUCCGCAGCCCCAAUCCAUCAUUCACUUUUCCAUCAGUAAUCAGACUGUAGCUGUUGUUAACAGGAGAGGGCAAGUUACAGGGAAGGUGGUUGGCACAGCUGUAGUACACGGCACCAUCCAAACAGUAAAUGAAGAUACUGGCAAAGUCAUUGUGUUUUCUCAGGAUGAAGUACAGGUUGAAGUUGUUCAGCUGAGGGCUGUGAGGAUCCUUGCAGCUGCAACUCGACUCAUCACAGCUACCAAGAUGCCAGUUUAUGUCAUGGGAGUGACCAGUACUCAGACUCCCUUCUCCUUUAGCAAUGCCAGACCUGGGCUCACAUUCCACUGGUCCAUGAACAAACGGGAUGUGUUGGAUCUAGUGCCCAGACAUUCAGAGGUUUUUCUCCAGCUUCCACUGGAAAAUAACUUUGCCAUGACUGUCCACACAAAAGCAGCUGGGCGGACUAGUAUCAAAGUCUCUGUUCACUGUAUGAACAGUUCCUCUGGGCAGUUGGAAGGAAAUUUGUUGGAACUAUCUGAUGAAGUUCAGAUCUUGGUAUUUGAAAAACUCCAACUGUUUGAUCCAGAGUGCCAAGCUAAGCAAAUUCUAAUGCCUAUGAAUUCUCAGCUAAAACUCCAUACUAACAGGGAAGGAGCUGCCUUUGUGAGCUCCCGCCUUCUCAAGUGUUUUCCUAAUUCAUCUGUUAUUGAGGAGGAUGGUCAAGGGCUCCUGAAGGCUGGUUCCAUUGCAGGUACUGCUGUGCUGGAAGUCACUUCUAUAGAACCUUUUGGAGUCAACCAAACAACUAUCACUGGGGUUCAGGUAGCACCGGUGGCAUACCUGCACAUGAGCAGCCAGUCCAAGCUGUACACAACCCCAGGAAGGACCCUCUCUGCCUUCCCACUGGGCAUGUCCCUCACCUUCAUUGUUCAGUUUUACAGUAGCAUCGGAGAGAAAUUCCACACGCAUAAUGCACAUCUUUAUCUGGCUCUGAACAGAGAUGACCUGCUGCUAAUUGGACCAGGAAACAAGAACUACACUUACACAGUGCAGGCCGUGAACAGAGGGUUGACACUUGUGGGGCUCUGGGACCGGAGACACCCAGGCAUAGCAGAUUAUAUUCCUGUCACUGUAGAGCAUGCCAUCGAGCCAGACACCAAUCUCACCUUUGUUGGAGAUGUCGUCUGCUUCAGCACUCACCUCGUCAACCAGCAGGGAGAACCUGGAACAUGGAUGAUUUCUGCUGAUAAUAUUCUACAGAUAGACACUGUCACUGGAGUAGGAGUGGCGAGGAGCCCAGGAACAGCAACAGUCUUUUACGACAUCCCAGGAGUAGUGAAAACAUACCGAGAGGUGACAGUCAAUUCAUCUUCAAGAUUAAUGCUCAGUUAUGACAUGAAGACAUUUCUGACCAAUACCCCUAAUUCAACUGGAUUUAAGCUCUUCAUCACCACUGGCAGAAAUGGUGGCAAUCUCAAAGGAUCUUGUACAUCAAAUCAGGCCUUGGCUCUUAAAACAAUACUUCUUCCAGAGACCCUCAUGCUAUGCCAUGUACAGUUCAGUAAUACCUUGCUAGACAUUCCAGCAAGUAAAGUGUUUCAUGUCCAGUUAGACUUUAGCAUGGAGAAAGGAGUUUACGUCUGCCUGAUCCAGGUUCGCCCACAGUCCAAGGACCUGCUCCAGGCCCUCAGCAUGGCUGACACGUCAGUCUAUGGAUGGGCCACACUCGUCAGUGAGCGGAGCAAGAAUGGAAUGCAGAGAAUCCUCAUCCCUUUCAUCCCAGCCUUUUAUAUCAAUCAGUCAGAACUGAUUCUCAGUCACAAACAAGACACAGGGGAGAUAAGAGUACUGGGAGUAGAUAGAGUUCUUGAGAAGCUAGAGGUCUUACCUAGUUCCCCAGUUCUGGUGGUCUCUCGCCAUAGCAGCUCUUCCGUCACACCUGGCCUGGCCAUCUACCCCGUAAAAGUGGUCAACUUUACUUCCCUCCAGCAAACGACAUCACCUGUUUUCAUCAAUGUCUCCUGUGUGCUCACUAGUCAGAGUGAGGUUGUGCUGGUCAGAGCUGUGCAAGAGAAGAAGCCUGGUGCAGAACAGUGUGAAGAUUCCAGUGUCCUCCAGCAGUUUAUUGGUUCCUACCAAACAUUCUUCUUUACCCUCUUUGCACUGUUAGCAUCAACAGCUUUCAUCUUUCUGGCAUACAAUGCCUUCUUAAACAAGAUACAGACAGUGCCAGUUGUUUAUGUACCUACCCUAGGAAUAUCACAGCCAGUUUCUUAUAACUCGACACAUUCUCCUGUUCCUUUGAUGAACCAACAGACCCCCAUGGAACAGAAUAGGCUACAACACUGGUUAUGGAGCAGAAGACACUAA
Elephantulus edwardii (Cape elephant shrew) is the source of this 5661-nucleotide messenger RNA. It is a transcript of the gene NUP210L, whose product is annotated as nucleoporin 210kDa-like. The transcript has 40 exons. The record is from RefSeq and is a predicted model, not a curated record. Lineage: Eukaryota; Metazoa; Chordata; Mammalia; Macroscelidea; Macroscelididae. Gene Ontology annotation, cellular component: nuclear pore. Bases 1 to 5661 code for a protein of 1886 amino acids.